ACCGACCGCCGGCCAGGCGGCCUCCGAGGGCGGGUCCUCCCGGGCGGCAGCCUGGACCCCGAGGCCGGCACUGACCGUCGCCCCGCCGCAGGCUGCUGCUGAGGAGCCGGGGCCUGACUUGGAGCUCGCCGCUUGGCUCCCACCGACCUGCUCCCAAGUGGUGCUUGUUCUUGUGGCUUAUUAACUUUAGAAUGUGCCGACCCGGUUCUGCUUCUUAAAAACUCAACUAGGCAAUUGGAGACAUUUUACAUUUGUAGUAUUUUAACUAUUUUAAUAUUUUAAUUUUAGUUUUUAGGCGGUCUAAAUCUAUUGUUUGUUUCUUCUGGCUCAUUUUACUGGCUUGCUUUUUUUUCUCUUUUUCUUUUUGGUACUGGAGAUCGAAUCAUUUCCCUUACCUCAGUACAUUUUCUUGGUUUCUUUUUUGAGGGAAAGGACUUUUUUUUUUUGGAAAGUUUUGUUUUUAAAGACACCCCCCCCCCUUUUUUUUUGUGGUACCAGGGAUUGAACUCACAACCUCACCCUUGCCAGGCAGGCGCUUAUGCCACUGAGCUAAAUCCCCGGCCUUAAAGACCCCUUUUUGUGAUACCAGCAGCACCUUAAGAACAUACACGUAUGUUGUUGAUUGUUCUCGACAAUCCUCCAAGCACCUGUUGUGCCACAGUACUGGACGUGGAAGCCACCAAUGUCACGUAAUCCUGGCUAUUAAAACGUCUCAUAUUUGAAUGUGUUUCUCAGUGUAAUUGUUAGUUAUUUUGUAAGUUAGGUUGAACAUGACUGUUUAUCCUUGCGGGCUUGAAGGCUGUCAUAAAUGUAAAGAGGCUGGAAUACCGUGCUACCCGCUUUCCAUUUGUCCAAACACCACUGUUUCUGAUCAUUUCUAUUUCUAGCCCCUUCCUCCUUCAGACCAUAAACACAAAGAUCUGAGUUAUCAUAAUCUUUGGCUGGACACAUUUAUUAUAAUGGGUAACACUAAGCAUUCAUGAAGACCCUAUUUCAAAUUUCAAACAGAAAGUGAAACUUUGAUAAGCUGUACACCUAACUGUACCUCCUUUCCUACACAUUUCUGUCUUGUGCAUCAGAGGUAACCAUCCGGGACGUGACUAUCACCCCCUGGCUUUCCUUUUGAGGCAGUUUGGCCUCAUCUACACUUUUUGAAAGGGACAGGUUUGGGGUUGCAUGUAAUCCUUUGGGGUUUCUCUUUUCACUUUGCUUACAAUUCUGGUGGUCUCCAGAGUUGUUUCUUUCAAAGGUCCUGUGAUUUGAUCCUUUUACUUAUCCCAGACGGAAUCUUUGUGCCUGCUCAGGCUUGACCUACAACUGACUGAUUUGGGGUCUGUGUGAGAUCUUACAGCAGGACAGAAAAUGUGGACCCAGCAAGCCACGUGGUGUGUGGCCUCUGCUUUCCUAGUCGGCCUUCCGUCUUGCAGGUGGAUGCGGUCCGGUUGCAGUCCUUCCCUGCACAGCCACAUCUAACACAGCUGCUGCAUCUAACCGGUGGCUCCCAUCAGGAGCAAGUUUAACUGGGUUACUUGAUGACUGCGAAGUCUCCUGUACCUUAUUCCCCGAAUGCUCUUCCGGGGCUGAGGAACACUGUACAGUGGAAACCAUGAUAAUAUAAUAGGCUACUCCACCAACUGGAGCAGGCGCCUCUCUAAACCAUAAGUCUAGGGCCAAUCCUAACCUGUCUCUCAAUUUGUACUUUUAUUCUACCAAGUCUGCUACUGUUUCUUUUCUGCUACUGUUUCCGCAAAAAAAGUUGUUUCAUUCCCCAUGUCCUCCUCUAUGUCUCAACUGCAAGUCCUAACCCUUCCAGUUUUUAAUUUCACUUUUCCCAAGCCCCUCAACAUUACAACCCUUCUCUUUUCUCUCAUUUCCAUUAAGUAGUAUAAACUGCUAUUCAGUUAGCACUUAACUAUAAACACUGAAAUAAUUGUUGAACACAUAGUUUUGCACUAUGUAUCUUUUCAUGUAUUCUAACCUACUCCAUGAGGCAGUACAUUAGUUUUCCCAUCUUACAGAAGAUAAAACUGAGGCUCACUGAUUUUGACUGUUUCAUUAUCUAGUAAAGCUAUAUUUGAACAAGCUUUUAAAAUUAUAAUUUUAAAACCUUUAUGUUUUCCCCCUUCUUUUGGAGAGAGUCUUAAUCUGUAGCUUAGGUUAGCCUUGAACUUCUUGUAUAGCUCAGGCUGGCAUCAAAUUUAUAGUUCUCUUGCUUCAGCCUCCUGAGUGCAGGGAUUAUGUGCCACCAUGCCUUUUUUUUUUUUUUUUUUUUAAUGUUUAAAGUUAUGAUACCCCAGGCUUUAAGUAAGAGAAAACUUAAAAGUGUUCUUAACAAUAAUGAAGUUAUAAAGUUAAUUCAGUGGUUCUGCAAUACACCAAACACCCAGGCUUCCUGUUCUAGCACAUCCUUGAUGCAUUCCGGAUCUGUCCCCAGGAGAGCAUUCCAUAGGCUUUAAGAGGAUUGGGAAGUCUCACUGUCACAUGUAGUCUAGAGGGAAGAACAGACCUAAUUUCUUCCUGUUCAUGUUCUUUAAGGAGCAAACCAACUCUCCCCAAGGCCCUCGCACCACAGCAGACUUCUCGUAUUGUCCAGAAUGCCGGAGCCCAUGCCUGGUUGUUGGCAAGGGGUGUGGGUAGCAACUCUGGACCCACAAUGUCUGUUCUGCCGGAAUCUGAAGCGCAGGUGGUGAACCUCGACACCGCACUGCUAUUCUGGGCUCUCCUCUCCGCUGCCACCCUCCCGCUGGCAAAUUUCCCCAACUGUGAGCCAAGUCCCCUAGGCUAACCCUACACAACACGUUCCACAGCCACCCUUGCCAGGAACGUGAAAGUGUUUCCUGAGGCCUGGUGCCCUUGCACAGUUCCAGAGACAGCAGCGCUGUGCUUUGUCAGCUCAGGGCACCGUCACAGCCUGGAAGCAGGGAGACAGUUGGAAAAGUGGCCGCCCUGGCCCCGCCUCUCCAGAGCCGUGUUUUCAUGCUGUUCCUGCCGCUCUCUGAGAUCUGGUCCUCCUCUGUACUUUUCCUUCUCGUGGAAUUUGAAGCCGGGUGUGGUGGUGCAUGCCUGUCAUCUCAGCCCUUGGGAACUGUGAGUUCAAGACCACCUGAGCUACAAAGUGAGCUCAAGGCCAGCCUGCACUGCAUAGUGAGACUCUGUCUUAAAAAAAAAAAUUGGAUCAGUUUGUUUACAGUCUGGCUCCCUGUUCUUACACCUCACCUGGAUCCUCAUAUUUCCUUCGCUUGAACUCACAAUAAGAAACCUACCUUCACCUAAUAACCACUAAUCUAAUCCAGGUGUGGUGGUGUUCACCUGUAAUCCCAGCACGUGGGAGGUUGAGGCAGGAGGAUAGUUGCCGAUGUGAGACCACCCUGGCUACAGAGUGAGCUCAAGACCAUCCUAAACUGCACAGUGAGGCCCUGUCUCAAAAACACAACACAACACCCCACUGAUCUGUAUUAGAAGCUGAGAGACACCAUUAGACAAUAAGGCAGGAAAUUCAGUUUUAGUAACUUGUGCUAGGGCUCUUUCAUAUACACUAGCUUACUUAUCCUUAGAAUGCCUGAUAAGUUAGGGUAUUUUAACCUUCAUAUUUUAGUUUAAAACUGGGUGUGGCGAUGCCUGCCUGUAAUCCUAGCAGUCUCAGGAAGGCUAAGGCAGGAGGGUUGCCAGAGUUUAAGGUCAGGCUACAUAGUGAGACCUUGUCUCAGAACAAAACACAAAACCCUUAUAGAUUAAGGAAUUCAGGUUGAGAAGUUCAGUCACCUAGGUCCACCAAGCCACAAGCCAUUGUGAGCCCAUGCCUGCCUGGCUGCACACUGCUACGGCACUGUUCUGGCUUCAGCCUUCAGGGUUAAAACCUGCAUUCCUGUGCAUCAGUCUGGGCCUCACAGCAGCAGCAGGGUGUGUGGUGUGUGGUGGUGUCUGCACUUGUGAAUGAGGACGAGUGUGUCAAGCUUGUCCAGAGGGCCUUGGGGCUUUCCUAACGGCUAUGUCCCGUGUCCCAUCCACCACCCUGUGUGCUGGGUGGAGCAGGGCACAUUUGCUGAGUGGUGACUCAAGUGACAGCAGGCCUUUCAAUAAAGGACCGGUUCAAUGGCCUUACUGGAAAUGAGCAUCCCUACCUCGAGGUCUCUACUGGGCUGUUUUCCUGGCUCAUCUCCUCUGGGCUUUUCUCAGAGAAUUUUUUUCCUUUCCACAAAGACUCACAAGGGCACAAUAUCCACCCCCCAAGCUUCACUCAGCGAGGAGUCUUCUUAGGGUGUGCUGAAGCCCACGGCUGCCUGCCUUCCCACCUUGGCGUGGGCAGGCCGCGCUCUUCUCCUAGGCCCAGGUGGCAGGAUGGUGCUUGUCACGGAGCAGACACACCAGCGGGAUCUGCUCCUCCUGGCUCUGCUGGCCUUGGCUCCUGCAGGCCAAGUCACGCUGGUGCCCCCUCUCGCCCUCGGCCCCGCCUCCUUCACCAGCACCAGCUCAGCCCUCAGAAUUGUCAUUACAUCCCAGGGUAAGACCCUCCCCAGGGAAUCCCCUGCUGGUUCUGGGAGGCUGUAGGGCUGUGAGAGUUAGUUGGGUCACUGAGGCCUUGGGGUCAGGUGGAAACGCUGGUUUGAGAGGCGCAGGACUGGGCUAUGUACUUAGUGCGGAAAGGGAGAAGGAAAAGCAAGGAAGCAGUGAUGGCUGGGCUGGCAGAGCUUGUGCUACAUCCUCAUGGAAACAGGGUAACAGCAAAAGCGUGGACAGAGGAGUCAGAAAUGCGUGCUGCAAGCACACACCACUGAUGAUGAGAAAGAUGAGUCUGAGAGGCCUUGCUUCUGUCUUGGGGGACAGCCGUGCAAGGAGACGCGUGUGUCUUGUGCUACAGAUAUGCUGGACACUGCCAAUACUCCGGGUCAGUGUGGGCCAGAUCUACGAGCCAGGCCCCCUGCCCACUGCACCCUUCUGCCUCCCUCUUGGCCUCCAAGAUCUCCCGAGCUUUCCAGGCACAGCCCUAGGUGCAUGCACAGAAGGCGAGGCUCCAGUGUGAUCCCUGGGUACACAGGAAUGAACAGGUACCCCCAACCUGGAGUACUGCGUUUUGCCAAGAACUGCAGUCAGGUCUGGGCGGAGGCUCUGAAUGAUUUUGCUCUGUAGCAUGGGGAUGAAGGGAGUCCAGAACUGACAAAGGAGACCAAGGGAAACAAAGACCAAAAGCCAACGUUGGAGCCGGAGCUGAAGCUGGAGGUGGAACAGGAGAGAACAAAGGCGGGGGUGGUGGUGGGGUGGACAUGAAUCGGAGGCCCUCCCUUUCAGUGCCCAAGCCUGGGGCGGCCCUGCCUGUUCUGGGCCUGCAUUAGCACUGGGCUGGACUCACAGCCUGUGUUUCUUCUGUCAACCCUACCCACAGGUU
Molecule: messenger RNA, 5383 nt
Organism: Cavia porcellus (domestic guinea pig)
Lineage: Eukaryota; Metazoa; Chordata; Mammalia; Rodentia; Caviidae
Gene: Cimip2b
Product: ciliary microtubule inner protein 2B
Source: RefSeq, a predicted model, not a curated record